This is a messenger RNA of Oncorhynchus tshawytscha (Chinook salmon), 2229 nucleotides long. RefSeq names its product arginyl-tRNA synthetase 1 (gene rars1). Gene Ontology annotation, biological process: arginyl-tRNA aminoacylation. Bases 150 to 2132 code for a protein of 660 amino acids. NCBI's taxonomy places the organism in Eukaryota, Metazoa, Chordata, Actinopteri, Salmoniformes, Salmonidae. The record is from RefSeq and is a predicted model, not a curated record. Gene Ontology annotation, cellular component: cytoplasm. Gene Ontology annotation, molecular function: ATP binding; arginine-tRNA ligase activity. The transcript has 15 exons.
UUUCGUCAGUGGUAGUACCUUGGGCACCCCAACGAGUGCGGUAAAUGGAAUCUCCGAAAUUUUACGUCAUUGAGCCUCGGCCUCGUCUAGGUUCAGAAACACGCUAAUAUACGGUUCUAACGUUAUUUAUUUAUUUUUUUUAACCGAAAAUGGGAGAUCCUGUGGCUGAAUACUCGUCCCGACUUCAACAGCAGGAGCAGGAGAUCCAUUCCCUGACUGCUGAGAUCGAGAGCCUGAAGAACCCACAGAGCCUGGGCUUGUCCUCACACCUGGAUGGGCUGAGAGAGGAGAACGCCAAGCUCAAAUACCGCCUCAACAUCCUCAAAAGGAGUCUGCAGGAAGAGAGGAGCCAGUGCAGUAAGACCAUGAUGAACAUCAACCAGCGUCUUCAGGAGAUCUUUGGUGAGGCCAUCCGGGAGGCCUGGCCUGACCUGGAGAACCCUCCCCUGGCCGUCACCCCCAACCAGCAGGCCAAAUUUGGGGACUACCAGUGUAACAGCGCUAUGGCCAUGGCCCAGAUGAUGAAAUCAAAGGGCCUGAAAGUGAACCCCAGGGAGAUCGCUGAGAAGAUUCAGCAGAACAUUCCAGACAAUGAGCUCAUUGAGAAGACUGAAAUUGCUGGACCAGGGUUCAUCAAUGUUCACCUUAAGAGAUCGUUUGUGUCCAAACUGCUGACCAACCUGCUACUCAACGGUGUCCAACCUCCCCCCUUAGAGAGCAAGAAGAAGGUGGUUGUGGAUUUCUCAUCUCCAAACAUUGCCAAGGAGAUGCACGUCGGUCACCUGCGCUCCACCAUCAUCGGGGACAGCAUGUGUCGCCUGUUUGAGUUCCUAGGCUAUGACGUGUUGAGGCUGAAUCAUGUGGGGGACUGGGGCACCCAGUUUGGCAUGCUCAUCGCUCACCUGCAGGACAAGUUCCCAAACUACCUGACCGUGUCCCCUCCCAUUGGAGAUCUGCAGGCCUUCUACAAAGAGUCCAAGAAGCGUUUUGACGAGGAGGAAGACUUUAAGAAGAGGGCCUACCAGUGUGUGGUCAAGCUGCAGAGCAAAGACCCAGCCUUCAUCAAAGGAUGGAACCUCAUCUGUGACGUUUCCAGGAAUGAAUUCCAGAAGGUCUACAACUGUCUGGACAUCCAGAUCAUCGAGAGAGGAGAGUCCUUCUAUCAGGAGAAAAUGAUCGCCGUGGUCAAAGAGUUUGAGGCCAAAGGCCUGGUGGAGAUGGACGAGGGACGUAAGAUAGUGUUUGCCCCGGGCCAACAGAUCCCCCUGACGGUGGUGAAGUCUGAUGGGGGCUACACAUACGACACUUCAGACCUGGCCGCCCUGCGCCAGCGGCUCUUUGACGAGAAGGCAGACAUCAUCAUCUACGUGACGGACAGCGGCCAGGGCACCCACUUCCAGGUGGUGUUUGCAGCGGCUCAGAUGAUUGGCUGGUACGACCCCAAGGUGACACGAGUGGAGCAUGCUGGCUUUGGAGUGGUGCUGGGAGAGGAUAAGAAGAAGUUUAAGACUCGUUCUGGGGACACGGUGAGGCUGAUGGACCUGCUGGACGAAGGCCUGAAGAGGUCCAUGGACAAACUCAAGGAGAAAGACAGAGACAAGGUGCUGAGCACAGAGGAGCUGACCAAGGCCCAGCACUCGGUGGCGUUCGGCUGCAUCAAGUACGCCGACCUGUCCCACAACCGCAUCAACGACUACGUGUUCUCCUUCGACAAGAUGCUGGAUGACCGGGGCAACACGGCCGCCUACCUGCUCUACGCCUUCACCCGCAUCAGGUCCAUAGCCCGGCUGGCUAACAUCGACGAGGUUGCGCUCCGUAAAGCAGCAGAGACCACGGAUGUGCUCCUGCAGCACGACAAGGAGUGGAAGCUGGGCAAGUGUCUCAUUCGCUUCCCUGAGAUCCUGCAGAAGAUCCUGGAUGACCUCCUGCUCCACACGCUGUGUGACUACCUGUACGAGCUGGCCACCACCUUCACAGAAUUCUACGACAGCUGCUACUGCAUCGAGAAGGACCGCCAGACCGGUGAGGUGGUGAAAGUGAAUAUGUGGAGAAUGCUCCUGUGUGACGCCACUGCCGCCAUCAUGGCUAAAGGCUUCGACAUCCUGGGCAUCAACCCGGUCUCCAGGAUGUGACUUCAGUGACAUCACCAUGCCGUCCUCCCAUUAAUGUCACCUAGGAUUUUACUGUAUACCAAAUAAAAAAUACUGCUUGUAAAAAGUUUUUAAAAAA